UCCACCAUCCACUGAGAUACAAGAACUAUACUGAGUGAGUCCACCAUCCACUGAGAGAGUGAGGAAUUAUACUGAGUGAGUCCACCAUCCACUGAGAUACAAGAACUAUACUGAGUGAGUCCACCAUCCACUGAGAGUGAGGAAUUAUACUGAGUGAGUCCACCAUCCACUGAGAGAGUGAGGAAUUAUACUGAGUGAGUCCACCAUCCACUGAGAGAUACAAGAACUAUACUGAGUGAGUCCACCAUCCAUUCAGAGAUACAAGAACUAUACUGAGAGAGUCCACCAUCCACUGAGAGAGUGAGGAAUUAUACUGAGUGAGUCCACCAUCCACUGAGAGAGUGAGGAAUUAUACUGAGUGAGUCCACCAUCCACUGAGAUAUACAAGAACUAUACUGAGUGAGUCCACCAUCCACUGAGAUAUACAAGAACUAUACUGAGUGAGUCCACCAUCCACUGAGAGAGUUCACUAUCCACUGAGAGAGUCCCCCAUCCACUGAGAGAGUGAAGAAAUGUACUGAGAGUCCAUCAUUUACUGAGAGGUGCAAGAAACAUACUAAGAGAGUCCAUCAUUCAUUUAGAGAAACAAAAAAACAUACGGUCAGUGAGAGAGUUCACCAUCCACAGAGAAACGUCAUGUACACCGUGAGAGAGCCCAUCAGCCAUUGAGAAAAAGAGGGUACUUACAGAGCCCACCAUCCACUGGAUUAAACCAGAGACACACACUGAGAGAAACGAGAUUCACUCUGAGAUACUUACUGAGAGUCCACCAUUCAGGGUGACAGUCAAAAAAAAAAAAACAAGCAAAAACAAAGUCUACCUUUCACUGAGAGAAAAGAGACAUGCACCGAGUAGCUAUCAUCCAUUGAGAGAAAUGAGAGACAACCACUGAGAGAGAGUACCUAGUUAUCAGAGACAAACAGGAGACACUCAACUAAGAGUUCACCAUCCAACAAAACGAGAGGUGAAUUACAUCACUGAUAACUAAACUCCCCAAAGGUAAUACAAAUUACAGCAUCCACUGUAUGCAAUAAGUGAUACCCAGGGACCAAGAGAGACCAUCUUUUAUAAAGAGCACAAUAUACCUAGCCACUGAGACACAGUGAAUAGUGGUAUCAUCUACUAUAAAAAAACAAAACAAAAAACAACCCUAAAUCCCACAGACAGAGACUAUUGGCAUCACACACUUUACGGAAUUCAAUAAAGGCUAGUGGCAUCACCCACUGUUCCAAACACAAGCUAUUCACAAGUGAGAAACACUAGUGGCACCAUCCACUGUUAAAAAAGGAGACAUCCAGCCACUGACAUAUCAGUGGGAUCAUCCACUGUAAGGAAGAAGAGACAUCUAGCCAAUGGGAGACCAGUGGCAUCAUUCAUAUUAAGGAACACUAAGUAUCCAACCACUGAGAGAACAGUGACUUCAUCAGCUGUGAGGAACAAGAAACAUUUAAGCACUGAGAGACCAGUGACAUCAUCUUUUGUAAGGAAAUACAAGGCAUCCAGACACUGAGAGACCAGUGACAUCAUCCACUCUAAGGGACAGCCACCGAGAGCGGCGAAAAGAGAUAACUAGCCACAAACAGAGAGAGAGAUCAUCAGUCAUCCUGAGAAACAGGAGAUACAUCUAGACACAAACUGAGACAAGUGAUAACACAGCAACUGAGUGAGGCAGGGUACCAAACCUCCAGGAGAAACCAAUAACAGCGCUGAAGAAGAAUCAGAGUGACAAGUGACACAUGGACUGAGAGAGACAUCUAGCUGCUGAGUUUCAAAACAAAUCAGCCUUGUAUAGGUAGUCAGAGACACCUGAGACACCCCUUGCAUAUACAAGAGACACCUCCUGGAAGAGACACUACAGAUUGGACCAGAGAGAGAUAUCCAAGAGGAGUAACCAGGACAAUAGCAACCAAGAGAUGUACUCAGUAGACCCACAGCGCUAACGUCACCUUACUCGUGUUCCUGUCUACAGAGCAUCCUGGGGCCUUGCUGUGCAGGGUGGGGGUCCACUUCCCAUCUUCAUGUCUGUCCAACCUUUGGACACCGGAAUGAGCUUGCCUACCCAAUCUGAUGGAGUGAAGGGGCGAGAGCCAGCGCUGGAGCUCCUGAGCCGGGCACAGGGACACACACUGCCUGCUGCAGUAGAGGUUAGCCCUCUGCUCUCAGCAGCGGUGCCAUCUCCCAGCAGUCUCCCCCAAAGUCCUGGGGAGCUGAGGACAGAGCCAAGAGUAGGUGGCGCACCUGGAGGAACCUUGGAUGCUGUGACACGGGAACAGCAACUCCAACAGCAGCUACUUCUCCUCAAACAGCAGCAGCAGCUACAGAAACAGCUCUUAUUUGCAGAAUUCCAGAAACAGCACGAGAAUCUGACCAGGCAGCAUGAGGUCCAAAUCCAGAAGCACCUCAAGCAACAGCAGGAAAUUCUGGCCGCAAAGAGGCAGCAGGAACUGGAACAGCAGAGAAAACGUGAGCGACAGAGACAGGAGGAGGCCGAGAAGCAGAGACUGGAGCAACAGCUGCUGAUACUGAGGAACAAAGAGAAGAGCAAAGAAAGUAAGAACACACUGGAAACCAGGAAAGGUGCCAUUGCCAGUACAGAAGUGAAGUUGAAGCUCCAGGAGUUCUUGCUGAGUAAAUCUAAGGAGAUGCCGGGGAACCAUUCCAUCUUGCAGCACCCAAAAUGCUGGGGCACCCACCAUACCUCACUGGACCACAGUUCCCCUCCUCAAGCUGGCUCACCCGCCACUCCUCCCUCCUACAAGCUGCCUCUUAUGGGGAACUGCGACGGGCGAGAUGACUUUCCACUCCGCAAGACUGCCUCUGAACCCAACCUUAAGGUACGCUCACGGUUAAAGCAAAAGGUUGCAGAAAGACGUAGUAGCCCUUUGCUUCGCAGAAAAGAUGGGACCGUUAUCAGUGCAUUCAAGAAGAGAGCCAUUGAGAUCCAGGUGUCAUCGGUGUGUAACAGUGCUCCAGGAUCCGGGCCCAGCUCUCCAAACAGCUCGAAUAGUGCCAUCUGCGAGAACGGACUGACUGGGAGUGUGCCCAAUAUUCCCAGCGAGAUGCUUCCCCAGCAGAGAGUUCUCACCCUGGAAGGGACAGGCGGCCCUCUAGGACUAUACACCUCUCCCUCCCUGCCCAACAUAUGCUUGCAAGGGAGUGCCAGCAACCUCAGCGGCCAGUUCACCCCCCAGGAGGGGGCAGAGCGGCAGAGCCUGCGCCCAGGUGGCCCCUUCCUCAGUACUGCGCAGCUGCCCAGCCUGGACGGAGGGGAGAUAAGCGGCCUAGGAGCUCCUUCACUUCUUCAGCAUGUUCUAUUAUUAGAGCAAGCAAGACAACAAAGCGCCCUUAUUACAGUUCCCCUGCAUGGUCAGUCCCCCCUGGUGGGUGGGGAACGUGUCUCCAGUUCUCUCCGGUCUGUCAGUAAGGGCCAACGGCAUCGACCGCUGAGCCGCACACAGUCUUCUCCCCUCCCACAAAGCCCUCAGGCCCUCCAGCAGCUGGUUCUCCAGCACCAGCACUAUCUGGACCAACAACAACUCAGCAAGGGUGCAGAGAGUAUUCGUCAGCCACCUAUACACCCCGAGGAGACAGAAGAAGAGUUGACAGAACAAGAUGGAGGAGACAGGUGUCGUGCCAUAUUCACCUUAGACGGAGGUACAGAGAGUGAAGAAACACUAGAUGAUGAAGAUGGAGGAGAGGAUGAGGAGGAAGAAGAAGAGGAACGGACCAAUGGUUCUGAACAUGCACUAAAAAAGCUGUUCCCGGACACCUUGCCCCUAUACCAGGGCUCGCUCUCCCACACGGCACUGAGUCGCACCCAGUCCUCCCCUGCAGCUCCACUCAGCGCCUGCAGUACAGAGCCACGUCGCAGAGUGCUUUCCACCACUGGCCUUGUCUAUGAUACCCUGAUGCUAAAACAUCAGUGCACAUGUGGGGACACCAACAACCAUCCAGAGCAUGCUGGGAGAAUACAAAGUAUCUGGUCCCGCCUGCAGGAAACUGGUCUUUUGGGCAAGUGUCAGCGCGUGCGGGGCAGGAAGGCCACGUUGGACGAGAUUCAGACGGUACACACAGAACAUCACACCCUUCUGUACGGGACCAGCCCACAGAGCCGUCACAAGCUGGAGAGCAAGAACCUGCUGGGACCUUUGUCUCAGAAGCUUUAUGCGGUUCUACCCUGCGGGGGGAUUGGGGUGGACAGUGACACGGUAUGGAAUGAACUACACUCUCCACCUGCAGUGCGGACAGCUGUGGGCUCUCUCCUCGAGCUGACUUUCAAAGUGGCAUCUGGAGAGUUGAAGAAUGGCUUUGCAGUUAUCCGUCCACCAGGACAUCAUGCCGAGGAGUCCGUUGCCAUGGGUUUCUGUUUUUUUAACUCUGUUGCUAUUGCGGCCAAACUACUGCGUCAGAAGAUGAACGUGGGCCGGAUACUGAUAGUGGACUGGGAUAUUCACCAUGGCAAUGGCACUCAACAAGCAUUCUACAGUGACCCAAAUGUUCUCUAUAUGUCUCUCCAUCGUUACGAUGAUGGUAACUUCUUUCCAGGCAGUGGCUCUCCAGAAGAGGUGGGCGCUGGCUGUGGAGUGGGGUUUAAUGUGAACAUUGCGUGGACAGGUGGUGUGGACCCCCCAGUGGGUGAUGCUGAAUAUCUUGCUGCUUUCAGAAUGGUGGUCAUGCCCAUAGCCCAGGAGUUUGCCCCAGACUUUGUCCUGGUUUCAGCUGGAUUUGAUGCAGUUGAAGGACACCAGAGUCCACUUGGGGGCUACUCGGUGACCGCAAAGUGUUUUGGACACCUCACAAAGCAGUUAAUGACUCUAUCUGGAGGACGGGUGGUCCUGGCGCUAGAGGGAGGUCAUGAUCUAACUGCCAUCUGUGAUGCCUCUGAGGCCUGUGUGUCGGCUUUGCUGGGCAUGGAGCCUGCACCACUUGAUAACAGUGUCCUCCAACAGAGGCCUAGUGACAACGCAUUGACCACUCUAGAGAGAGUCAUCGCUAUCCAGAGCAAACACUGGAGCUCAUUAAAGAGCAUUGCUCUGGGACGAUCCCUCCUGGAAGUGCAGCAGGGAGAGGUGGAGGAAGCAGAAACAGUCACUGCAAUGGCUUCACUAUCCGUUGAUACAGACCAGAACCCUACAGACUCCAGAUCCACAGAAGAGCCAAUGGAAGACGAACCAGUGCCGUGAGACCCUCUCCCCUACUCACCCCAGAAUCCAACACACCACAGUUCUUUUUUUCUUAUUUUAUUUUUUUAUUUUAUUUUUUCUUAGUUUUUGUUAUGGUGAUCUUUUAUUUUUUCUAUUAAAACCGAAAAACAGGAAAGAAAAACAAAAAAAACAAAAAAAUAAUAUUACUAAAUGGGUCCGAUGUCCAGAGUCCUCACAGCCGAAGUUAGCACACUUACUACCCCAAACUAGGACCUCUCUCUCGUUAAGUCGCUCCCCAUUUCUGCUGCUGUGCUGAAUCUGGUCUCACUGCUGCCCUCAAUGGGUGGAAACAACGUAAAGACAACUGCCAACUUCUCAUCAUUCUGUGCCUGAUAAAACACUAAUAUAUAAACAUAUAUAUAACUCUAUAUGGACACACACAUUAAUGCACACACAUGCCUUAUAUUUAUGUAGCACUUGAUAACUGGCCCAGAACAAGUGAAUUUGAAUUCAGAUUUCAAAGAAAGCUGGUCUGUAUUCAUCAAAGGCCAUAUUUAUUUGCUGUUUUUCCCACUAGCCAAAAAAAUGGGAGUUGAAACCGUCGAUAUAGUCCAUAUUCACAGCUUACUGAUAAUGCUGUGAAUGUGAGAUGCCUGGCAACUAUUUAAAUUGAGGAAUUUUGCACAAUAAAAUAAUUUCAGGCAGCAGUUACCAAUUCAGUUUAAACUCAGGGGACUGUUCACUAAACUUAACUGGCUUUUAAAAUGUAG
Pelobates fuscus (common spadefoot toad) is the source of this 5914-nucleotide messenger RNA. It is a transcript of the gene HDAC5, whose product is annotated as histone deacetylase 5. Gene Ontology annotation, molecular function: histone deacetylase activity. The record is from RefSeq and is a predicted model, not a curated record. Lineage: Eukaryota; Metazoa; Chordata; Amphibia; Anura; Pelobatidae. The transcript is spliced from 27 exons. The coding region runs from base 2019 to 5183 and encodes 1054 amino acids. Gene Ontology annotation, biological process: negative regulation of transcription by RNA polymerase II.